CACGCACGAUUCACUCUUAUUCACUUCGAGUCCGAGCAUCAACCGAGAACCAUUCGUGAUUUGUGUUUCCUUUUAUUAAAUUCAUUCAAAAGGAUAUUCUUUAUUCCAAUCUUUAUAUUUUUAUUUUCAAUUUUUCUUAUAUAUCAGAUAUAUUAAUCAUGAAGUGUUACGUUUUGUUCUUAUUCAAUUUAAUCUUGUUCCCUACGAUCUUCGAUUUUGGCCAAUCGAUGGAUUUACCUGAUUUCAUUCACGUAUGCAAACGUAACGAUCCCAAUAUCGUUUCUUGCGUCACUGAAAGUGUCGAAUCUUUAAAGCCAUAUCUUCAAAAAGGUGUACCAGAGUACAACAUUCCGUCAUUGGAACCACUUUUAUUGAAAAACUUAAUUUCUACCGAGAAAGCUGGUCUCAGGAUAAAUGCUAAGGAUGUAGAAGCCUAUGGUGCCAGUGAUUUCACCAUAACCGAUUUGAAGACAGACUUCGACAAUUUGCAAUUCGCAUUGGAGAUCAAAUUACCGCACUUACACAUCAAAGGAAAUUACGAUAUCAAUGGGAGAGUAUUACUUUUACCAAUUCAAGGAUCCGGACCAAUGACUGGAAAUUUCACCCAAUGCACCGGAUCGGUCAAAAUACGUGGUGGAACGAAAGAAUUACCUAACGGGGAGCAUGAAGUUUUCAUCAAUGAUUUUACAAUGAAAAUAACAGUUGGCAAGGGUACAAUAAAUUUCGAAAAUCUUUUUGGCGGUGAAAAGGUUCUCGGUGAUGUAAUCAAUAACGCAAUAAACAGCAAUUUCGAUGCUUUCCUAUCGGAAAUGCAACCGUUCGUCGAGAAAGCAUUGUCCGAUGCAUUCCGCGAAAUAGCUAAUGGUAUUGUCAGUAAUUUCACUUACGAACAACUUUUCCCUACAAAUUAAUAAUUCAACCAAGUAGAACACAAAAGAAUGAAAGAAAAUACGUACAUUCGAAGUUAGACUAAAGGAAUGAAAUAAAAGAUAAAAAAUAAUAAAAAAAAAAAAAAAAG
Molecule: messenger RNA, 1018 nt
Organism: Polistes canadensis
Lineage: Eukaryota; Metazoa; Arthropoda; Insecta; Hymenoptera; Vespidae
Product: circadian clock-controlled protein-like
Exons: 3
Coding region: 159-911 (250 amino acids)
Source: RefSeq, a predicted model, not a curated record